AUUAAAAAGAAAAGAGGAGACCAGAGAGAGAGAGAGAGAGAGAGAGACAGCAGUGUAAACGAAAAAGAAAAAAAUCGAGUGCAAGCUUUAGCGAAAGCUCUAAAAGCUCGAGCAACGAAACAACAAUGGCGGACUACCACUUCGUGUACAAGGACGUGGAGGGCGCGUCGACGCAGUGGGACGACUUACAACGAAAGUUCGGGAAUUUGCCGCCGAAACCCCCAGCGUUCAAGCCCCCACCCUUCACGCCCGCCCCGGGCGAGUCCUCUAUACCCAAGGACAAGUCUUGGAUCGAUGAGAAAACCGAAGAGGAGCUCGAGGACCUCCAGGACGACCCCGAUCUCGACGACGAUCGCUUCCUCGAAGAGUACAGGAAAAAGAGGUUGGUGGAGAUGAGGGAAGCAGCUAAGGUUGCGAAGUUUGGAUCCGUGAUAUCGAUUACAGGAUCAGACUUCGUGCGAGAGGUUUCGCAAGCUCCACCUGAUGUUUGGGUUGUUGUGAUCCUCUACAAAGAAGGAAUCCCAGAAUGUGCACUGCUAAUGCAAUGUUUGGAAGAAUUGGCGACAAAAUACCCGGCCACGAAAUUUGUUAAGAUAAUAUCUACCGACUGCAUCCCCAACUACCCGGACCGUAAUAUUCCUACUCUGUUAGUGUACAACAAUGGUGCAGUGAAAGCAAAUUACGUUGGCUUGCAUAGUUUUGGCCGGAGAUGCACACCUGAAGGUGUUGCAUUAGUUCUCUGCCACUCAGAUCCCGUACUUGAUGAUGGCCAGAGUGGGAGUGAUCCGUCAAGAAAAGCUGUGAUAGAAGGAGUUCGCAAGAGGCUCAUAGAGAAAGUAGUGAAAGAGCAUGAAGAUGAUGAUGGAUCUUCGAGUGAUUAAAAUCUUUGUAAUUUCUUUCAGGUUUUUUUUAGCAGGAAAGGACAAGUGUUCAUUGAAGAUAAAGGAAUGCUCACUUGCUUUCCUUCUGCCUGCACACCUCUGGUUUUUCUUGCUGCUUGUACACCUUUUUCUGUUUUUCUCGUCAUCUGUGAUACUAAGAUGUUUGUUCCUGAGGUAUGACCUUGUUUUUAUGUAGACCCCAACUCAAGUUUGAAUACUUCUCAUGGGAUGAUGUACUAUUUUUUGAGGUGAAGGUUCAUUUCCUA
Alnus glutinosa is the source of this 1147-nucleotide messenger RNA. RefSeq lists its product as uncharacterized. The coding region runs from base 126 to 881 and encodes 251 amino acids. Gene Ontology annotation, cellular component: cytoplasm. Gene Ontology annotation, biological process: protein folding. NCBI's taxonomy places the organism in Eukaryota, Viridiplantae, Streptophyta, Magnoliopsida, Fagales, Betulaceae. The record is from RefSeq and is a predicted model, not a curated record. The transcript has 4 exons.